GGUCCUCGGCUCCUGGACUCGGUCGUGCCUCGACAGCGAACAUGUCUCAGCCUGUCAGAAAUAGGAAGGUCGUUGAUUACUCACAGUUUCAGGAAUCAGAUGAUGCAGAUGAAGACUAUGGAAGAGAUUCAGACCCUCCUGCUAAGAAAAUUCGGUCAUCUCCUCGAGAAGCUAAAAAUAAGAGGCGAUCUGGAAAGAAUUCACAAGAAGACAGUGAAGACUCAGAAGAAAAAGAUCUAAAGAAAAAGGAUGAUUCUCACUCAGCAGAUGACAGUGAAGACGAAAAAGAUGAUCAUAAUAAUGUAUGUCAGCAACGACAGGCAGCAUCUAAAGUAGCUUCUAAACAGAGAGAGAUCCCCUUAGAAGAUGUUGGCAGUGAGGAAGAGCCAGAAGAAGAUGAUGAGUCACCAUUCCAAGAGAAAGAUUCUGGCAGCGAUGAAGAUUUCCUAAUGGAAGACGAUGAUGAUAGUGAUUAUGGCAGUUCAAAAAAGAAAAACAAAAAGAUUGUUAAGAAGUCCAAACCUGAGAGAAAAGAAAAGAAAAUGCCCAAACCCAGACUAAAGGCUACAGUGACGCCAAGUCCAGUGAAAGGCAAAGGAAAAGUGGGUCGUCUUACAGCUUCAAAGGCAUCUAAGGAAAAAGCUCCUUCUCCCAAAGAAGAGGAUGAGGAAGCAGAAAGCCCUCCAGAAAAGAAGACCUCUGCAAGCCCCCCACUGGAGAAGUCUGGAGAUGAAGGGUCUGAAGAUGAAGCUCCAUCUGGGGAAGAUUAAAAGUGAUGUGUGGGGAGAGAUUUUAUUAAAAAACAAAA
Molecule: messenger RNA, 808 nt
Organism: Mesocricetus auratus (golden hamster)
Lineage: Eukaryota; Metazoa; Chordata; Mammalia; Rodentia; Cricetidae
Product: nuclear ubiquitous casein and cyclin-dependent kinase substrate 1-like
Biological process (GO): double-strand break repair via homologous recombination; interstrand cross-link repair
Cellular component (GO): cytoplasm
Molecular function (GO): single-stranded DNA binding; double-stranded DNA binding
Source: RefSeq, a predicted model, not a curated record